This is a messenger RNA of Drosophila erecta, 1029 nucleotides long. RefSeq names its product proteoglycan 4. Bases 34 to 888 code for a protein of 284 amino acids. The record is from RefSeq and is a predicted model, not a curated record. The transcript has a single exon. Lineage: Eukaryota; Metazoa; Arthropoda; Insecta; Diptera; Drosophilidae.
AGAACCCGGUAGUACAAUCGAAACAAUUGCGAAAUGAAGGUCCUAACUCUUCUCCUCUUAACUGCCCUGGUGGCAGUGGCUUCUGGCCGCCCGAACGGCGGUUGGCUUGGAAAUUUUGGCGGCAAAUGGACCAGUAUCUUCGGAUGGGGCUCCAGGAGCGAGGAAGGCGUGCAGGAACAGAAGUGGAAUAGCCAGAAUCAGUGGAAUCCCCAUGGUCAUGGUCAGGGUCAGUGGAAUGCCGGCAAUGGUUACGAACAAUCGCACGGAAAUAACCAUGGUCUCGGACAUGAAAACGGGCACGGAAACAACAUUCAUGGUAAUCAUGGUAACAAUCAUGGUCAUGGUAAUGGUCAUGGUCACGGCGGUCACCGCCCGCCUCCACCACCGCCACCACCACCAACGAAUCUGCCUGAGGUGACCAGCUCGGAUGUGACCAAUCCCGCAGAGGAUUCCACCCUGGCCCCCGAGGUUCCGGAAGAAUCUACCACCCAGGCGCCGGAGGAAAUCACCACCGGCUCUGAAGAAGGUAGCGGUUCCGGGGAAGAUAGCACCACCUUGGCCCCAGAAGCCCCAGAGGAAUCCACCACUCAGGCUCCGGAAGAAACUACCACUGAAUCCGAGGACGGAAGCGGUUCUUCUGACGACACCACUGUGGCACCUGAAGACUCAGAGGAUUCUACGACUCAGGAACCGGAGGAGACAACCAGCGACUCUGAGGAUGGAAGCGGUUCUCCCGAAGAAUCGACCACCGAGGCGCCUGAAGAAUCCACCACGGAGGUUGCCGAAGAAUCCACCACUGAGGUUCCCGUAGAAUCCACCACUGAGGUUCCCGAAGAUUCGACCACCGAGGCGGCCGAAGAGUCCACCACAGAUUCUUCAGCGGUCUAGGAAGAUCAUUUCAAAGUUCCCAAGGUUCCUGGUGCACCUCCUCAAGAACCGUUGAAAACUGGGUGUUUCAACGUAACAAGGUUAUGAAACAAAGCGUUGUAAAACGAUAUAUGGUGCAAAUAUUAAACUGUUAAAGCUAAA